UUGUUUGCCUGCGGUCGAUUACUGGAUGGCAAGGUCUGUUAGCUCAAUUAUUGCAAAAAGGUAUUUGGAUGCAAAUGAAAAUUGCGAAAAUAAAUAAACAGAUUAGGCCUGCAGCGGCUCUUCCGAAAUUCAUAAGGGUAGGAGUUAACUGUAGACUACCGCGAGCAGAGGACUUUUAUUUAUUUAGUUUUUACGCACGCGUUCUGUCCGGUGAGGUGGUCUCACACGAGCGUUAUGUGAUGACUGUCAUUCAAAAAACGAACUAGAUUUGAUCUCUCGCAUGUUUGAUAUUAACGUUCAAUAGUGUUCUUUGUAUUGGAGGGUACAAUUGUUUUCAAUAACUGAGCCACAGGUACUUGAGCGACAGUGCGUGCAGUUCAACAUUUAGUGGAUAUUGAUUUGUUGAUUAUUUGGAUUAGAUCACCUUUGAUGCAAAUGUAAAGGCAAUAAGAAUGAUAGACUUUCCGUUAGUGGGAAACCGAUUCAAUACAAAUCAUUGCUGCAGGACAUUUCAGAUUUGAAGUGUUGAAACCUGCGAUCCAGAAAGAAUGGGGCAUUUAUGGAUUUGCCUGCUCAUUUGUGAAAUAAUCCUGUUGUCGGACUGUGCACGGGGCCCUCCCCACGUGGCAGAGAAGAUCGCCCACAGGCAGACGGUGCGGAUCGGGCGCACCAUGAAGCUGCAGUGCCCCGUGGAGGGCGACCCUCCACCACUCAUCAUGUGGGCAAAGGAUGGCCGCAACAUCCACAGUGGCUGGAUGCGCUUCCGGGUGCUUCGGCAGGCACUGCGCAUCAAAGAGGUGGAGGCCGAAGACGCAGGUACCUUCAUCUGCAAGGCCACCAAUGGCUUCGGCAGCGUCAAUAUCAACUACACCCUCAUCGUCGUCGAGGAUGCCAGCACUGGGAGGGACGGAGCAGGAACAGCGGGAGACCCAGAAUACCCCACUGACCUCUCAGGGAAACUGGUCCGACCACGCUUCACGCAGCCAGCCAAGAUGAGGAAGCGCGUGAUCGCCCGGCCGGUGGGCAGCUCAGUACGGCUGAAGUGCACGGCCAGCGGGAACCCUCGUCCGGACAUCGUGUGGCUGAAGGACAACAAGCCGCUGACCCCUGAGGAGGUGGGUGAGGGCCGUAAGAAGAAGUGGACCCUGAGUCUGAAGAAUCUGACCCCUGAGAACAGCGGGAAGUACACCUGCCACGUCUCCAACCGGGCUGGAGAGAUCAACGCCACAUACAAAGUGGAAGUCAUCCAGCGGACAAAUUCCAAGCCUAUCCUGACCGGCACCCAUCCGGUGAACACCACGGUGGACUACGGCGGUACCACCUCAUUCCAGUGUAAGGUUCGCAGUGACGUCAAGCCGGUGAUUCAGUGGCUGAAGAGGGUGGAGCCGGGGGACGAGAACAAGUACAACUCCACCAUCGAGGUGGGCGACCAUGGCUUCGUGGUGCUGCCCACAGGAGAGGUGUGGUCCAGGCCAGAUGGCUCCUACCUCAACAAGCUGCUCAUCACCCGGGCCAAGGAGGAGGACGCUGGGAUGUACAUCUGUCUGGGUGCCAACACCAUGGGUUACAGCUUCCGCAGUGCUUACCUCACUGUCCUGCCUGACCCAAAGCCUCAACACACUCCCAUCCCCACGGCUACCUCUCACAGCCUGCCCUGGCCUGUGAUCAUCGGCCUCCCAGCAGGGUUGGUGUUCAUCCUGGGUACUGUCCUGCUGUGGUUCUGUCAAUCCAAACGCCACUGCUCCUCUGGAGGUGUGGUCACCGCCCAGGCCCUGACCGCCUUACAGCGCCCGCCCCCACGGGUACCAGCCUGCCCCCCCAGCGGGGACAAAGACUGCCUGAGCUACUACAUGACCCAGCAGCAGCAGCUCCUCCUGGCCCAGGGAGGCAGCGGUCUGGUGGUCCCUAAAGUCUACCCAAAGAUCUACACAGACAUCCACACACACACACACUCACACAUGGAUGGAAAAGUGCACCAACACCAGCAUAUCCACUACCAAUGUUAGCUGCCACUGUACCGACAGGCCCUCAUGUCUGCAGUGUUGGGUCAGCUCCCACCACCUCCCCUCCACAUGCCCAGUCCUGCUUUCCUCCUAAAGACCCAGCCAAACAGUCUGAGCUGGGGUGCUGCACACAAACCCUCUUACUGCUAAAUACUAUACUGUACUGAACCAAGGCCCUGGGGAACAUGGACACAGUCAGGAUAGAUAGCACCCUCCAUGAGGUACAGAAUAAGGGACAUGGAAAUGCCUUCAGGAAUCCCACAUGAACUAAUGUGAGUCCAAAUGGAGCAAUAUUUCACACAGAACCCCACUGCAGAACCACUGCAGAGAGAUGGCAACAUUUGUUUCUCUAGUCUGGUUCAAUCUGCACAAACUCACAGUGACUGAAAUGAGUGAAUGUAUAGAGUUAGCUCUGUCUCAUUUGAGAGUCUUUACUCUGUAGGAAAAUAGCAGCAUUUCCUGCAACACCUCUCUGGCCUUCAUGUGCAGUGUCUGUGGAAGGGUCCAAGAGGAUUAUGUCUAUUAGCUCCACAUUUUUGUCAGAUGCACAGCCUCAGUAAGCACCAAAAGGAAUACGGUUCAAUGUAAAAUGUUCACAGAUUUUAUGGAUUGCUGUUGGAUUGAAUCAGAAUCCAAAUGUGCCUUCACAUCCUGAGAAGGUCAGAAGGAGGUCAACCAACAGAGACACAGCGGGAUUGAGUCAACAAAGAUUGCAUGUAUUUUGUUUCUAAAAAAGGUUUUGUUCAAGGAAAAGGACCUGCAAAGCAUUGCAGUCUUUUGUACGUGAAUGGGAAAUGAUUUAUGGGUAAUAGGAAAUGGUAUGAAAUCGUGUAAAGAACGUUAUAAUUCCUAAGGCCGAUCAUAUUGUCACUAUCCUAAAAAAGAACCUAGAUACUGAAAUAUUCAGGAUUACAGCAACGCAUACAAUAAUUCUGUGUUCUUCUCGUUAUUACUUGGGUUUUACAGGUCACUGACAUGUGGGCGUCAUGGUCAGUGGUACUGUUGGGCUGAUCCAAACCGCAGGUGCACCCAAUCACAAAAGGACUUGUUCAACUUUUGAAUUCUCAGGUGGCCAUCUUUCUUUUUGUCUCUUGUUCUUUGGGUGUGUAUAGGGUAUAACUCUGACCACUAUAGGAAACUGUGGAAUAUGCUCAUGUAAUGGAACCCUUUUUAAGCUUUGAGAAGAGAAAUGGAAAGCUUCCCAAAAACCAAAAUACAGUAUGAUUGCUGCAUUGUCUGUGAAAAGUGUCCUCAAACUGAUUGUUCAGUUGUUCUGUGUUUUACCCCAGUAUUUGUUGUGUCAAAGCUAAUGGACUGCCAGAUUCAGAAUUCAUGCACUUAUUCCAAGUAUGUUGAUCAAAGUAGUGUUAAAGUUCAUCUAUUACUUUCAGCCUUUUGGGGGGAAUCUAGAAUCAUGGAAAUACCCUGUUCAAUUGACCUACAAAUUUAAAUCCUAAGUAAUUGUCUAGACUCAAUAUAUAUAUAUAUUUAUACACAGUGCAUUCUGAAAGUAUUCAGACCCCUUGACUUUUUCGUUUUUCCCCUCAAUCUACGCACAAUACCCCAUAAUGAAAAAGCAAAAACAGGUUUAGAA
Molecule: messenger RNA, 3597 nt
Organism: Oncorhynchus mykiss (rainbow trout)
Lineage: Eukaryota; Metazoa; Chordata; Actinopteri; Salmoniformes; Salmonidae
Gene: fgfrl1a
Product: fibroblast growth factor receptor like 1a
Cellular component (GO): plasma membrane
Molecular function (GO): fibroblast growth factor receptor activity; fibroblast growth factor binding
Source: RefSeq, a predicted model, not a curated record